Drosophila yakuba is the source of this 2339-nucleotide messenger RNA. RefSeq lists its product as uncharacterized. The transcript has 2 exons. Lineage: Eukaryota; Metazoa; Arthropoda; Insecta; Diptera; Drosophilidae. The record is from RefSeq and is a predicted model, not a curated record. The coding region runs from base 1844 to 2224 and encodes 126 amino acids.
GAGGUGGCGGCAGGCUGACUCUCGUUCAGGGUCACCGCAAUGCACUUUCACUCGACUCGGAUUCGGACUCGGGUGCGUAUACUUAAUGCGCCGCCCCGCCAAAGCGGAUGUUGCUCAUACGCCGCGUCGGCCGAGAGUCGUUUGCAUUGGCCCACCAAUUCGUGCACUUGAAAUUGCAUUGGCCGUCCUUGGCGGGCACUGCGUGUGGGUCGAGGCAAUGCGCAUAAAAAUUAAGCGAAAAGCAAAUACUUAUGUAUGUAAUAAAAGGGGUUCGUUUUUUGGAAGCAUCCACAGUACUGCCUCUGUAAAUAGAAAACAUCAGUGGCUUGUCAUAAAGUCAUUGCUUAAAAAUAACAUAUAACACUUAUAAAAGACUUCAAAUAGUUGGUUUAGGUUUAAAUGCUUUAACUUUAUUCUAUUUUGUAAAAUGUUGAUUUGGGAAUAAGACCUUUUUGAAACCAUGAUUAUGAGAUGUGAACAGCAAGUCCCACGAUAAAUAUGAAUUCAUAAUUUCUACAAAUCACCAUCUUACGUACAAUCACAGAGUUCCGCUGAAUUUUUGGUCGCCUAGCUGCAGACAAAGCCUAAUAAAGUUCAAAGACCAAGCUCAUUAACUUUGGCCGCAGUCAACAAUGCAGGGGCCAGGCAAUUUGUUUAUUUAAUAUGCAUCUACAAAGCCGCUAAAUGGCCAUUAAUUAAAUAUCAAAUCUGCCACGGCCAAUAAAUGCGAGACCACUCCCAGAGAGACGAUUGGAGCUCGAAAGCCAAACAAUGUACCAUAAAUACCAAUCGCAGGCCAAACUAUGUACAUAUGUAGAUACGCACCUGAGAUCGGGAAAGUUCAAGGCUGCCAUCCGGCGCAAGUGAUUAUGGCAAUUCCAAUCCAGUACAGGCAACUCCGGGGUAAUGCUUCCGCCUAAGCUGAUCGGUUGAAUAACCCCAGAUAUAUCAUAUACAUAUGUAUGCUGGCCCGACACCCGUGGCAAAUUAGGGUCAAACAUGUGCAGCCAGCGAGCUCGGCUCAGUCAGCAUUCAGCAUUAAAUUCAGGGUCAAUCGGCACUUUCAAAAUCGCACACAGCUCGGAUUGAGUCGGACAUGGAUUCUGAGCAAUCUUGUCAAUCAAUGUAAUCGCCGUACUACCUUUACAGUGCACGAAAUUUGGCAUUCAUUGUAAGAAUCUAAAAUAUGUUUAAUUCUGCAAAAAGUCAACAAGCAAGCUGAAAAUUAUUAUUAAGUAUUUAUUUAUUUAUGUGAUUAAUAACCUCUGAAUAAUGUAAAACCAAUUGCGUUAUUAGUUCGCAGAGCCAUUGUUUUUCCGAGUACACAUAUGUAUUUGGUGUAUGUUGCACGUAGAUAUAUAUCUGUGCGACUUUUGCCAUGCGUAACGCUGCCGGCUGGCAAUCCGACCUUUUUUGGGGGGCACUUUUAUGGAGCAUGAGAAACGGAGACAGAUAUCAUUGCUUUUAAUUGCCCGAUCUGAGCGCCUAGGCCUAGGUCAGUCUGUACCAGAUUGCAGUCCCUGCCCCCACUUCACUUCAUUCCACUCUUCACUCCACUCCAUUGCGACCAUAAUUAAUUUAAUAAAAUGUAAAGCAGCCUGGUCGGAAAAAACUUGACUCAUUCUCGGCGCUCAGAAGCGACGUUGAGCGGUAUUCGAAAAUCGGUUGACUCACAAACUUGAGUUCAACUCGUUUCUGUGGCAUUCAACGGCAAGCGAAUAAAAGUUCGCCGUCUCGAUAUUCUAUGAUCAGUUUACAGUCUCAACUUCACCCAGGUGUUCCAGUUUCAGUUUCGUUUGUCGAGGAUUAGCCCCUGAUAUACAAGUCCAUAUCAAAGCCAAUCAUGCCGACCGCCUGCCAAGUAACGCUGCUCGCUGGAUGCCUGCUUCUGGCCAUGGGUUCGAUUCGGGCCCAAUUCUUCUACCACCAGGCGCUGGGUCUGCCGGUUGCGCACGCUUACGAGCCGGCCAACCAGUACCAGGGAUAUGCCACAGCCGAUGCCCAUCCCUCGGUGGUGCGAAAUGCCCAGUGGGAGUCGGAGUUGCCGGCUGAGCUGUCGAAGAGUGCGCGGUUCUACAAUGAUCCCGUGAUCGCCGCCAACCUGGCCAAGGAAUCUCUGCUUACCAAGAAGGAAAUGGCGGUGGUGCAUCGCGAGGCUGAGAAAAUUCCGCGCGAGCAGGUGUACAAGCUCUUCAAGAACGCCGGCUACCUGAGUAGCAGAUAGAACUCACGAAGCCAAAUGAGUUCCGUUCCCCACGUGCCUUGUUGUAUUUUAGCUCGUAAAUUGUUAAUAUAUUGUACAUAGUACUAUACAUAUUAAAUGUUUUUUCUAAAAAUGA